Messenger RNA from Penicillium arizonense, 204 nucleotides. RefSeq lists its product as uncharacterized. NCBI's taxonomy places the organism in Eukaryota, Fungi, Ascomycota, Eurotiomycetes, Eurotiales, Aspergillaceae. Bases 1 to 204 code for a protein of 67 amino acids. The record is from RefSeq and is a predicted model, not a curated record. The transcript is spliced from 2 exons.
AUGACUACUGGUGGCAUCGACGAGUCGCUACCUCGACCUUCUCCCAGUCGAUUUGGUUCAUCAGAUCAUGCGUUGAAUGGCCUACUUGCGGCUUGGAUCCCUGGCGUCCAGUGGGUGACCAUCGUUGUCGUCAGAUGGCAUCUAGCGUCUUUCGAGCCUGAAACCCCUAAGAAACCGGGAGAAGCCAAUGCUUUGUCUAGCUAG